GCUUACCUCCACUGCCACCACCGCUGUCCGAAAUGUCCGCCGCUCGUCGCAAGAAGACACAUGCCCACGACGACGCGUCGUACUUUGCCCCAUCUGCCGCGUCGCUGACAGGCCCGGGGACGGCUGGCACGAAGCGAGCGCAUCCGGACGACGCUCGCGCACCUGCGAACAAGCGCAAGAAGGUCGAGCCACCUGUAGCGGAGAAGCCGACGAAGGAUGAGGAGAGAAUAUGCCCAAUCGACUUCAAGUCUCUUCCGCCCCCGGUUAUCCACAACUACCUUGCAACAUUCGACCUCAUCCCACCCAUAUACCCUUCGCCACUCUCCAAGGAAGACCCUAUACCCCCGGCCGUGCUGCUUUCCACCGGCCUCCACCGGCAGGCCAGCCCCCCACCUCCCCCGCCCCCCGUGCAGAGUGGACCCGGGGCGACGCCCGCGAACCGUCCGCGGCGCGACCCCAUGACGCUGAAGGAGCGCGAGACAAGUCGCCGCCGCAGCGCGCGCCUGCUCGAGGACGAAGAACUCUGGCGCGCCCGCCCGCCUAUCCUUAAUGACGUCAAGGAGCUGAACGUCGUGCUCAGCACGCUUGCCGAGCGACACUUCAUGGGGGAGAUUCCUGGAGGGUACAAUGCAGCGGCGGCAGCCAUCUUCGGUGGGCCAGGAGGAUCUAUGGGCUUGAGCGGGGUUAGGGAGGAGGUGGACAUAUUGGCGGCCUUCAUGUGCGCGGUGGAGAAGAAUAAGAGCGCAAUCGCGCUCAACGGUGGACGAUGUCCGUAGCUUCUAUAUACCCUGUUUGUUAUUUGUCUUCCUAUCCCCGUUCGCAUUGGAGUUGCUCAAAGUCA
Schizophyllum commune H4-8 is the source of this 841-nucleotide messenger RNA. RefSeq lists its product as uncharacterized. Bases 33 to 776 code for a protein of 247 amino acids. The record is from RefSeq and is a predicted model, not a curated record. The transcript is spliced from 2 exons. Lineage: Eukaryota; Fungi; Basidiomycota; Agaricomycetes; Agaricales; Schizophyllaceae.